Molecule: messenger RNA, 2184 nt
Organism: Empidonax traillii (willow flycatcher)
Lineage: Eukaryota; Metazoa; Chordata; Aves; Passeriformes; Tyrannidae
Product: leucine-rich repeat and guanylate kinase domain-containing protein-like
Exons: 19
Coding region: 1-2184 (727 amino acids)
Cellular component (GO): cytosol
Molecular function (GO): protein binding; GMP kinase activity
Source: RefSeq, a predicted model, not a curated record
AUGGCGGGGGGCGAGGAGAACGGCCCAGGGGGCGGCCGCGGGGAGCGCCUUCCCCCUGCUCGGGGGCGCCCCGAGGAGCAGCCGCGGCGGGAGAACCGUGAGGAGGAGAAGGAGGAGGGCGAAGGGGAAGAGGAGUCGCAGCGCUCAGAGGGUGCCUCGGAAGGGGUUUUGGAUGAGGACACCGCAGCUGAGGGGCUGCACACGCUGGGCCGCUCAGCCCCCGGCCUGGAGUUCGUUUAUCUCCAGCUGGGCCUCGCAGGGCGGGGGUUGAGGGACAUCCAGAUCCUGUCGGGAUUCAUCCACCUGCAGAAACUGGACCUGUCCCACAACAAAAUCACAGACCUCUCCUGUGUCAGCCACAUGCCCUAUUUACAGCACCUGGAUGCCUCCCACAACCACCUGACCUCUUAUUUCGCCUUCAAACCCCCCAAAAACCUCCGGGAAGUGGAUUUUUCCUACAAUCAGAUCCCUAAAAUGCAGGAUUUGUCGGCCUAUGGGUGCCUCACCAAGCUCUGCCUGGAUUUUAACAAGAUCCAGGAGAUCCGAGGCCUGGAGAAUUGUCACAGCCUGAGCCACCUGAGCUUGGCCCACAACAACCUCAGGGCCAUCCGAGGGCUGGAGAAGCUGCCCCUGAGGAGCCUCGACCUGAGCUCCAACCAGAUCGAGAAGGCAACUGGGCUGGAGAGCUUGAAAACUCUGCAGAAGCUCGACCUGUCCAGCAAUAAAAUCACCAGUUUACGAGGCUUGCAGGGACAUGAUCUGCUGGAGACCAUCAACCUGGAGGAUAACCAGGUUGCUGAGCUGCCUGAACUCAAGUGGAUUGAAGACCUGCCCCUUCUCAGAGUCCUGAAUCUUUUAAAAAACCCUCUACAGGAAAAGGCAGAUUAUUGGCUCUCGGCGAUUUUCACGCUGCUCCAGCUCACGGAACUCGACCUCAAGAAGAUUGCAGUGGAAGAAAAGGUUGCUGCUGUGAAUAACUAUGACCCUCCUCCAGAAGUUGUUGCUGCACAAGAUCACAGGACUCAAGUGACCUACCACAUGAUGCAGCCCCAGAGAGUCCUGCACAGCACUUUGCCGGGUCUCGAGGCCUCCUACCCCCUGCUGGUGCUGGUGGGCCCCGUGUGCUGCGGCAAGAGGGAACUCACCCACAGGAUCUGCAGGCAGCUCAACAAUCUCUUCAGAUACGGCCCCUGCCACACCACCAGGAGACCUUAUUUUGGGGAAGAAAACCGGCUGGAUUAUUAUUUCAUCUCCCCAGAGGCAUUUGAGGAGCUGGUAAAUGCAGGGAAGUUCCUGGCCACCUAUAAAUGCAGCGGCCACCGCUACGGAUUGGGAAGAGACACCGUGGAAUCUAUCGCCAGGGAGGGGCUUGGCACCUGUGUCCACUUGGAAAUUGAGGGUGUGAGGAGCCUGAAAUGCACCCACUUUAAACCCAGGUAUAUCCUGGCGGUGCCCAGGGACAAGGAGAGCUACGAGGAACGUCUGAGGAGGACGGGGUUGUUCAGCAGGCCAGAGAUUGAGGAGGCAGUUUCCAGAGUGGACAUGUACCUCAAAAUCAGCCAGGAUGCCCCGGGGUACUUCGAUGCCGUCGUCAACACGGAUGAUUUGGAUGAGGCAUUCACGGAGCUGAGUUCCCUUAUGAAGAUGUUCCUGGGCUUGGAGCAACCUGCAGUCUUUGAUGACAUGCAGGCCACCAGAAGCAGAGCAGGCUCAAGAACUCAGCUCUUCCCAGAGCCCAGAUUGUCCCCCAGUGGAGUGACUCGAUCUUUAUCUGUCAGUGACUUCGUGGACUCUCCCCCCGAAAAAUAUCCCAGGGGCUUCUUGGACUUGAUGGCUGCACCCCCAGGCUCUGUGGAAGAAGCUUCUCUCAGAAGACGUUUUUGUGCAGCACAGCAGGCCCUGUCAGGGAUGGCACCUCCCCCCCACAUCCAGCUGCUUCCCAGGGAAGUUGGUCCUGCCGCUGACAAUCCACAGGGUCCCAGCACCCACCUCCCGGAGGAACCCGAAGCUGAGCACCAGGAUCCAAGAGGAGCUGGGAAUUCGAGGGGCAGGUUGAAAGGGGCUGGUGAGAACCUCGGGAGAAAAUCCAGCAAGGCCAUCCCUCACAUCCUCCCCCUGCAGGGCUCCCAUUCCAAGCCUGUCCUGCCUCCAAUCCCAGCAGGAAUGAAGAGCAGCAACCUUUGA